Phoenix dactylifera (date palm) is the source of this 1037-nucleotide messenger RNA. RefSeq names its product U4/U6.U5 small nuclear ribonucleoprotein. Gene Ontology annotation, biological process: RNA splicing. The record is from RefSeq and is a predicted model, not a curated record. Gene Ontology annotation, cellular component: precatalytic spliceosome. Lineage: Eukaryota; Viridiplantae; Streptophyta; Magnoliopsida; Arecales; Arecaceae.
CAGGCUAUGCCGCCUGGGUAAACCUCUUCAAGAUUCCAGCGCGCUCUCUCUCUCUCUCUCUCUCUCUCUCCGUAGGGGAGCUUACACCGCGGCAGUGCGGGGAGAGAGGGAAGGAUAUGGCGGAGAGGCGAAGAGAGAAGGACAAACUUCGAGAUCGAGACCUCUACGGCCACCGAGACCGCGACCGAGAACGGGAUAGAGAACGCGACCGCGACCGCGACCGAGAUCGGGAUCGGGAGCGUACCAGAGACCGCGACCACCGGAAGCGGUCCCGCUCCCCGGACCGCCGCCACCACGCCCGCUCCCCCGACCCCCGUCGCGGCUCCCGAUCCCGCUCCCGCUCGGCCGACCUCUCCCACCGCCGCCACGGCCACCACCGCCGCUCCCCCUCCCCUGACGACCACCGCCGCAAGCGCCGCCGCGAGGGCAGCGACGACGAGCGGGAUCGCCACCGCUCGGCCGCCCCCUUGGAUACCGCGGACGGCUCCGCCAAGGAGCGCAAGAAGAAGGGAAGCGGUGCCGCUGCCCCCGAUGGCGGUGCUCCGGCGGAGGGGAACGCCGCGGUGCCCACGGACGCGGACCCGGACGAGCUGGAGAUGAUGAAGAAGCUGGGGAUCCCGAUGGGUUUCGACUCCACGAAGGGGAAGCCCGUGGCGGGGGCCGACGUGAGUGGGGUGCGGGCGGUCAGCAAGAGGCAGCCGAGGCAGUACAUGAAUCGGAGAGGCGGAUUUAACCGCCCAUUGCCCUCGGAAACGAACCGGUAGAAUCGGAACGCCGGAGGAUUCCGGAAUCAUGCUGGUAACACAGCACAAGUUGGAGAACUUUGAUGUUCUGUACUCAACCCAGGGAUGUACUUCGGCCCAUCAUGUAUAACUUUUAAGACUCCUCUUAGAUGUGACUUGUUUGAACAUUCAUAGGAUAGCGGAGUUAUUGGAGCUGCUUUGUUUCUUCUUUUGUGCUCUUGUGGCAUUCCAGGACAACGUAUUUUAUUGAAACUAUUGAUUAUCAUGCUGUUACUUCAUCUAAUUUGGUGAGCU